This is a messenger RNA of Dovyalis caffra, 231 nucleotides long. NCBI's taxonomy places the organism in Eukaryota, Viridiplantae, Streptophyta, Magnoliopsida, Malpighiales, Salicaceae. The record is from the annotation of a GenBank genome assembly.
AUGAAAGACAACGUUGAUUCCUCUUCUUCAACGAAUGACAAUUUUUUUAGACUACUGCUAGCUAAUUACUCAUACUACGCUGCGAGUUCGAUGUAUUCAUGGGCCGAGCCGCUCAAUGGGACUAGUCCGCGCCCCAAGGGUACUGGGGAGUCCCUGGAUACGGACAGAUGUCGAGUUGGUAAGAACCACUAUGGCCUAUGGGAUACCCCAGUCCAAAUUAUAUUGGGUUAG